Messenger RNA from Tripterygium wilfordii, 2517 nucleotides. Its product is annotated as pentatricopeptide repeat-containing protein At4g32430, mitochondrial. The transcript has a single exon. The record is from RefSeq and is a predicted model, not a curated record. The coding region runs from base 118 to 2466 and encodes 782 amino acids. Gene Ontology annotation, biological process: RNA modification. Gene Ontology annotation, molecular function: RNA binding; protein binding. Lineage: Eukaryota; Viridiplantae; Streptophyta; Magnoliopsida; Celastrales; Celastraceae.
UUGCGCCAAUACGUCGUUGCUUGCAGUGCUCCAGACUUCAGAGGGCUCUGGCUUCUCUGUUUCCCCGGAACUGCUUUCUUUCGACAACAACGCUCCCGUUUGUUGUUUUGAUUUUUUAUGACCACCCGUCAAGCCAGCUUCAACACUCUGAGUACACUACCGAGGCAACGGUCAACUGUGCUGGCUAAGAGCUUUUACCCGUAUGGCCAUGCACAUCAUUCGUUCGACGAAAGUCCCCAAUCUAGGAUCAGCUUUGUUACUCGUUCCAUGCUCAAUUGCAUGCGCAGAAACCUUCCAUGUCAAGCUCUUAACAUCUUCAAGGAACAUCUUCGACUGGGCUCCUUGAAUAAUAUCGACGAAACUUCUAUUGCUGUGGCUCUAAAAGCUUGUCGUGGAAACCGAGUACCCGGGUGCCAGAUUCAUGGCUUUGCUAUUAUCUCUGGGUUUAGAUCGUAUAUUAGCGUUUCAAAUUCAUUAAUGAAUUUGUACUGUAAAGCUCAACUUUUUGAUAGGGCUUUACGUAUAUUCAAUAAUCUAAGUGAUCCUGAUAUUGUUUCUUGCAAUACGAUACUCUCAGGGUUUCAAAAUAGUGGAGAUGCUUUGAAUUUCGCUCUCCGGAUGAAUUUCAAAGGGGUAGUUUUUGAUGCCGUGACUUACACUACAGUUCUCUCAUUUUGCUCUGCUCAUGAGGAGUUUCUCUUUGGCGUACAACUGCAUAGUCUCAUAAUCAAAUUUGGAUUAAGUUGUGAGGUUUUUGUGGGGAAUGCGCUUAUAACAAUGUAUUCAAGAUGGGGGCAUUUAUUAGAAGCUAAAAGGGUAUUUGAUGAGAUGCAAAGUAGGGAUUUGGUCUCCUGGAACGCAAUUCUAUCAGGUUACGCUCAGGAAGGUGAUUAUGGAUCAGAGGCAGUUUCACUAUUUGCUGAGAUGGUUAGAGAAGGGAUGAAGCUUGACCAUGUUUCAUUUACUGGUUCUGUCUCGGCCUGCAGUCAAGAAAGAAAUUUAGAGUUCGGGAGACAGAUACAUGGGUUGAGUAUAAAAACAGGAUACGGGACUCACGUUUCAGUGUGUAAUGUCUUGAUCUCAAUGUAUUUUAAGUGUGAAUACAUUGAAGAUGCCAAAUCAGUCUUCUGGAAUAUGAAUGAGCGCAACGUGGUUUCUUGGACUACAAUGAUCUUCAUUGAUGGGGAAGAUGUCAUAGCUCUCUUUAAUAAGAUGAGGUUAGAUGGAGUGUAUCCAAAUGAUGUUACAUUUGUUGGGCUGAUUCAUGCCAUAAGUAUUGGCAAUUUGGUGGAACAAGGCCAGAAAGUUCAUGGCAUUUGCAUAAAAUCUAGCUUUUCUUCAGAUUUGAAUGUCUGUAAUAGCCUUAUCACUAUGUAUGCUAAGUUUGAGUUCAUGGAAGACUCAUCAAAGGUUUUUGGGGAAAUCGGUUCCAGAGAUAUCAUAUCAUGGAAUGCUUUGAUUUCUGGUUAUGCUCAGAACGGUUUCUGUCAAGAAGCUCUAAGGACAUUCUUCUCAGCGAUUAGUGAGGCCAAGCCAAACCAAUACACAUUUGGCAGUGUCUUGAGUGCAAUUGGUGCUGCAGAGGAUGUUUCGCUCAAGCAUGGUCAAAGAUGCCACUCUCAUAUAAUAAAAUUUGGCUUGAACUCUGAUCCCAUUGUUUCUGGUGCUCUUCUUGACAUGUAUGCAAAACGUGGGAGCAUUCUUGAGUCUGAAAGAGUUUUCAUUGACACGAAUCAAAAGAGCCAAUUUGCUUGGACAGCAAUGAUCUCCGCCCAUGCCAGACAUGGAGACUUUGAAUCAGUAAUGAAUUGGUUCAAGGCGAUGGAGAGAGAUGGGAUAAGACCAGACUCAAUUACCUUCCUUUCCAUGUUAACAGCCUGUGGUCGAAAGGGAAUGGUUGACAUGGGUCGUCAUCUCUUUGACUCCAUGGUUAAUGACUACCUGAUUGAACCAUCCCGGGAACAUUAUUCUUGUUUGGCAGAUAUGUUAGGCCGUGCAGGCAGACUUGAGGAGGCAGAAGAGGUAGUGGGUCAUAUUCAAGGAGGGGCAGGGCUGUCAGUGUUGCAAAGCUUGCUGGGAGCGUGUAGGAUACAUGGGAAUGUAGAGAUGGGCGAGAGGGUAGCCGAUGCUCUGAUGAAGCUAGAGCCUACGGAAUCAGGUUCAUAUGUGCUCUUGUCCAACUUGUAUGCUGAAAAGGGUGAAUGGGAUAAGGUGGCAAAAUUAAGGAAAGGAAUGAGAGAGAAAGGAGUGAAGAAGGAAGUAGGUUUUAGUUGGGUAGAUGUUGGUGAGGUCAAUGGUUCCUUACCUUUGCACGGGUUUUCUUCUGGGGACUGGUCGCAUCCACAAUCCGCGGAGAUUCAUAAGAUGACUGAAUGCCUGGGAUUAGAAAUGAAACCUUUGAGAGAUGGAUUGAUCCGUUGUGACAUAACCACCCCAUAUAAAAUUGAAUCUUUGCUUGAUAUGUGACAUUUACCCGUUGAGGGUUUUCCGGAUAAAAAUUCUGGUGUCCAUUAUUGU